Messenger RNA from Dryobates pubescens (Downy woodpecker), 2270 nucleotides. It is a transcript of the gene SCN2B, whose product is annotated as sodium voltage-gated channel beta subunit 2. The transcript has 5 exons. The coding region runs from base 426 to 986 and encodes 186 amino acids. Lineage: Eukaryota; Metazoa; Chordata; Aves; Piciformes; Picidae. The record is from RefSeq and is a predicted model, not a curated record. Gene Ontology annotation, cellular component: membrane.
GCAUUUACUGCCUGCCUGCUCCAGCACCGCUCCAGCCAUAUUGGGCUGGGGAAUAAAGCAGCUCUAAUGUUUUAUGUCACCUGCACAUAACCCGGGCGUUCGAAAAACCCACCCAACCACCACCAACCAACCACCAAAAUCCACACCAACACCAGGUCCUUCUCCAUACACUAAAAAAUAGCCUUCAAAAUGAGCCCGGAAGCCUGGCUCCCGCAGCCCACCUUGUUCCUCACUGGCCUCAGCUUGCUCCUCUCGCUGGAGCCUGGCCCCUUUCCUGCCCUGCUUGCAGACGGAGCGGAUUAGCCAGCGGAGCAGCCUUGACAUGCAUCCAGCUUGGCCACAGGGCUGGACUCAGGAGCACCUCAGGAAGAAGGUUUGAGAGCAAAGAGCAGCAGCCAAAGGGGAGAGCACCCACGGGACUGGGCAUGGAGGUCAUGGCUCCUGCCACCAUCAAUGCCCUGAAUGGCUCCUCUGUGAAGCUCUCCUGCACCUUCAACUCCUGCUACAAGGUGGAGAACAAGCAGUUCUCCCUCAACUGGACUUACCAGGAGUGCUCCAACUGCUCGGAGGAGCUGUUCCUGCAGUUCCGGACGAAGAUCAUGAACAAGCAGCUGGACCGCUUCGGGAACCGGGUGGAGUUCACCGGCAACCCCACCAAGUACGACGUCUCCUUCACCCUCAAGAACGUGCAGCUGGAGGACGAGGGCACCUACAACUGCUACGUCCUGAACCCCCCCGACCGGCAGCGGGGCCACGCCAGCAUCAGCCUCAAAGUGCUCACCAAAGAGCCCCCGAAGCACGACUCGACGGUGGCUGUCAUCGUGGGUGCCUCUGUGGGGGGCUUCUUGGCCGUGGUGAUCCUGGUGCUGAUGGUGGUGAAAUGUGUGCGCCGGAAAAAGCAGCAAAGGCUGAACACCGACGACCAGAAGACAGAGGAGGAAGGGAAGACAGAUGGUGAAGGCAACCCAGACGAGGGCACCAAGUAACAACCCCCCCUUGGCUGCUCCUCCCUGUUCACCCCUGUACAGCGUGACCCCCUCGAUGUGCUUCCCAGAGCAAGGAUUUCUGUCUCCCCAGAGCAUUCCUCCUUCCAUCCAAGUACCCAACCCACCUGGAGCAGGGCGCGGAGAGAAGGUGGCCCCCGGAGCCUGGCCGCAGCCGGCAGGGCUGGGGAAGGGUGGCUGAAACGCAUCGAGGCUGCCCCUUGAGGCUGAGCUGGGACCAGUUUGUCCCAGUGGGGUCAGGCAGCCCCGUGCCCAGGUGACCACACCCUGUCCCCGCUAGACAAAGAGAGCCAGGGGCCAGCAGCUUCUGCCCUCGGGGCCACGUCUCACCCCCGAGGCGUUCCUGCUGUGCCCAGAGCGUGGGUGCUGCUGUACCCAUCCCCAGGGAAUCCCCAAGAGCUGCCCUGUCUCCUCCUUGCCAAUCCUGUGUGCCAGUGCUGAGGGUGCUGUGACAAGAAGCUCAUGUUCCUCAGGGACUGUCCCAGCCGGCUCGGGAGCCGCUGGCCAGGCGGUGGCCACCAGUCCAUGUGUGCUGGCUCUGAGCUUGGCUGGGUGCUGGAGCUGCUGGGGGCUCCUGGGGCGUGAUGGAUGUAGCCCUUCUGCCUCUUAGGCUGGUUUUGGGCCUGAGCACUUCAGCCAAAGGUGCUGGGCUGACUUUUUUCUGUGCUGGUUUACCCUCCUGGGGAGGGUGAUGGGAAAUGGGAAACGUUCUGCUGUGCCAAUCCCAGGCAGUGGGGUUGGGGUGCAGCUGUUAGGGACAAAGAGCUGCUGGGAGCAAGAGGAGGUCUUGGGCACUAGCUGAGAAGAACUGGGCACAACUGAGGGUCCAGAGGCAGCUUUGUCACCUCUGCCAAGCCUGUCCCCUCCAGCCUCCCUGCAGAGCACUGCUCAGUCUGUAACUGCCAUGCAACGCACUGCCAGCCUGCCCAGCCACCCCAGCCCCUGCCCUGCCCUCGUUCCUGGUGAGCAGUGGCCUGGGCAGCUCAUGGGGUGCAAGUGUGAGCAGGCAGUGACCCCAGCUGGUCCCACCACGCUGCAGUGCAGGGGGAUGCAGUGAGCCCCAGGGCUGGCAGUUGGUGGUCCUGCCUGCACUGGGCUCACUGCCUGCCCUUGGGCAAGCCCCUUUGCCUCCUGUGCCAGACCUGGCAGCCGAGCUGUGCUGGCUGGAGCAUGCCAGGGGCUCACCCUGGAGCCUCUUGUGGGCCAGACAGGGAAAAUGACCCAGGGCAGUGCCCCCUGUCAGGCCCUGCCUGGGCUGUUCUUCCC